GCUUACUCGUUGUUUCUCGCGUGUUUAGCGAUCGCAGUCGUCGGUUGAUUCAGUGGAUAGUAAAUUUCUACAAAGUAAGACUUUGCAGUCAAUCGGGACAGUCGGUGGCACUUCUAGAGCUACAGGUUAACCCUAAUUUAUGAGCUAACUAGCUAAAGAGAAGUUGAGUUGGAUGUUAUAUUAGAGAGCGUUUUUUAUUCUCUACUUUUCUGUCAUGUACGCGUCUAUCUAUCUGUAGAGAUCCACAUUUUGUUGCUGUCGAGAUCAUACAUGCAGAACUUGGGAGCAAUGCCGAGGAUUUCUAAAAAAUCACGGAUCUUCUGGUCUAGUUUGUUCGUGUUUCUGUUGGCAUUACGAUGGGUAAACCUUCCAGCUGACUGGGGACUCUAUAACGUUUUGGUAAUGUUUUCUGCUUCACUCGUGUUCUUUUUGAAUUACAACUACAAUUGUAACAAAAUUCUCUUCCAUGUUGUUUCCGGAAUCAUGUGCACUGUUUUAAUUUUUGAUGCAAUAUCUCUGCACAAAACUUGUUGGGAAUCUGUUCAGAAAACAGCACAUCAACUUUCAGAAGACACAAAGUUUUCAGACAGAGCGAUGCUCGACGCCCUCAUAGUUAACAAUCUCAUUACUGAUAUGCAACAUAGAAAGAAAAUAAGUAAUAUGAAAGCAAAUUGGACAGACUUGAAUACUCACUGGUUGUUGACCGAAGUACUUCCGUUGAGUGGCAAUCAAGGUUUUACUAAGUUUUGUUGUUUACUACAUGCAAAGUCUAACAUUUCUCAAAUUGAAAGAAACCUCUGUGAUAAAUGCAGCGUUUCAUUUUUGAAAUGCGAAACAAGCGACUCGACCAAGUUUUACGUCGACUCAUCUUGUUGGCCUCUAUUUGAUAGUCGUCAAAGCUCUCUAGACACUGAUCACGUCAACGUUGCUGGCAUGCCCGUUCUUUUGAAAAAUAUGAAUGAACAAGAAGCGAAGUGGGAUCCUGUGGUGUUUACAGUGUCACUUGUUUGCAUCAAUAACAAAAUUACUGCAACAAUGACAAUAUUAACUAAUGAAGAAAUCCACUUUCACGAAGAUGUUUUCUACAAAAACAUGGCUGUUCAUCUAGACGUCGCAGCAUUUGAAAUAAAAGUAGUUUUGUCUAACAAGAACAAUACUUGGAUGUUGCUACGUUUGACUACUCGAGCUGGAUUAAAACUUUUAUCUACAUUUAGUACGGAAAAGUUGAAAAGUGAAUUUGAACAAGCAAUUGCAACAAAAGCAUGGAGUUCUAAAUCAACGACAAACUUUACUAUACAAGUGACAAUAAGUGAUUUGAGGCCGUAUACAGUUUACAUAGACAAAGGGGACACUGCUCGCUUCGACGAAGGUAAAACUUGUUGGAAAUCUGUUCAGAAAACAGCACAUCAACUUUCUGAAGACAGUCGGUUUUCAGACAUAGCGAUGCUCGAUGCACUCGUUGCUAACAAUCUCAUUAUUGACAUGCAACAUAGCAAAUGACAUCAAAGAAAAAUGGACAAACUUGAAUACCUACUGGUUGUUGACAGAAGCACUACCA
Molecule: messenger RNA, 1558 nt
Organism: Corticium candelabrum
Lineage: Eukaryota; Metazoa; Porifera; Homoscleromorpha; Homosclerophorida; Plakinidae
Exons: 4
Coding region: 271-1500 (409 amino acids)
Source: RefSeq, a predicted model, not a curated record